Messenger RNA from Gongylonema pulchrum, 327 nucleotides. The record is from the annotation of a GenBank genome assembly. NCBI's taxonomy places the organism in Eukaryota, Metazoa, Nematoda, Chromadorea, Rhabditida, Gongylonematidae.
AUGGCUGGAUUAUCGAUGCGGAACAUCACAUGCGAUUAUUACAUGGAACGGCCAAACGGUUUCAACAGACCAAAGUUGCAUGCAACUGCUGGCGCACGAGUGCCAAUCAUACGAAUGUUCGGCAUUCUGCACACUGGUCAGAAAUGUUGUGUAAAUGUGCACGGUGUCUUUCCAUAUAUCAUUGUGCGUACAGGCACACCUUUUACGCCUGAAUUUGCGAGAACUUUGCGUGCUCGAUUUAUCAGGAUCGUAACGGAAAAUAACCGGCGGCAUCGAUUCAACCCGGAUUUUGCCAUCUACGAGAUACGACCACUGCUUGCGAAGUAA